Molecule: messenger RNA, 715 nt
Organism: Drosophila bipectinata
Lineage: Eukaryota; Metazoa; Arthropoda; Insecta; Diptera; Drosophilidae
Product: transcription initiation factor TFIID subunit 4-like
Biological process (GO): DNA-templated transcription initiation
Cellular component (GO): transcription factor TFIID complex
Source: RefSeq, a predicted model, not a curated record
GCGAAAAAUAGGCAAACAGCAGCUGUCAACCUGGAUAAUGGCGGAGCGUGGCAUCGAAGUGCCUAUGCAGCCCUAUGCUGGCGCUCUGCUCCUGAUCAAGGAUCUCCCCAUUCCGGAUACUUCGUCCAGCACAUCCAAGGCUAGACCUUCAUUUUUCAAUCGUAGUUGUGUCCUAAAACGGCUAUUGAGGGUUUUGGGCCAAGAAUGCCCCGACGAGGAGUUCAAAAUCGAAUGUGAUGAUCCGCUUAUUGAAGGGUUCAUGGCCGGCUUGGAGACAUUUAUGAAGUUUACGGUUCAAAAGUCUAUAGAGCAGUGCGAACAUCGGACUAGCUAUUUUUUAUUCAACGACAAAAGGUGUAUCAUGCUGAACGAAAUGCGACCGACGAUGAACUUUCUGAAUGAUCUGAAAAAGGCCCAAUGUGGAUCCCCCGAUGAAGAUGAUGACUUCCAUCGCAAACGGGAUUCCCGAGGUCAGAACAUUCCCAGUAUGAAAAUGGAUGCAAUUAAUACUACCGCUCUCAAUGCUAUUGGACGGAAGCCUCCUGUCGCUGGCCAAGGGGCACAACCCUCAGGUGCCCAACCACCGGGUAGUCUACAACGUAUGCGAAACAAAAACGUAAACGUUCACGAUGUGAUGCAGUUCAUGGCGGAGGAGAAGCGCUUUUCCAGGAGCAAUAUGCUUUUUUUAGCCUAUUUGAAAUAUAAAUAGGCCUUA